Molecule: messenger RNA, 465 nt
Organism: Ilex paraguariensis (yerba mate)
Lineage: Eukaryota; Viridiplantae; Streptophyta; Magnoliopsida; Aquifoliales; Aquifoliaceae
Source: the annotation of a GenBank genome assembly
AUGGCUACUAAAUGCAAUGGGAAUAGACAAGAUCAAUUCCCUCCUGGAAAUCUUUUUGUAGCAGUGAGUGAAGGGUUGUGGGACAAUGGUGCUGCAUGUGGCCGGCGUUUUAGGCUGAGAUGCCUGAGUGGCCAUAACCGGCCAUGCAAGGGUGGUACCGUCGAUGUUAGGGUGGUGGAUUUUUGCCCUAAAAGGCCCUGCCCCUCCAAUAUCCUCAUGUCAAACGAUGCUUUUGCAGCGCUGUCUCAUUCUCAAAAAGCUAAAAUCAACGUCGAAUUUAUACAGUAUACUAUUAUCCUCCUCCUCCUCCUCCUUCGUAUUAGUGUUAUUAUUGUUACGUCCAUUUUUCAUGCAAUGUCUAAACUUGGUUUUAUCAUUUUUACAGGAUUUGAUAUGAAUCAUGGCAUUAUUUUACUCUCCUCAUUAGCAAGAUUAUCCUGGCAGAUUGGGAUGUUCAAGAACUAA